This is a messenger RNA of Ictidomys tridecemlineatus (thirteen-lined ground squirrel), 2071 nucleotides long. It is a transcript of the gene Fshb, whose product is annotated as follicle stimulating hormone subunit beta. Gene Ontology annotation, molecular function: follicle-stimulating hormone activity. NCBI's taxonomy places the organism in Eukaryota, Metazoa, Chordata, Mammalia, Rodentia, Sciuridae. Gene Ontology annotation, biological process: follicle-stimulating hormone signaling pathway. Gene Ontology annotation, cellular component: extracellular region; cytoplasm. The record is from RefSeq and is a predicted model, not a curated record.
AAUGCUUUCUAUUUGCUUAUUUCUUCCCUCACAGAUUUCAUUCUGCUCUUGGAACCACUUACUAUUAACUGUAUCUUUUUGAUGUGCAUCCUCAACAAGACCAAAGCAAUCCUUGAAAAGGGUUCUGAAUUCCCCAAGUUGAAGAUAAAAAAGAAAAACCUAGAGUCAUAUUUAAUUUGACAAGGUCAAGGAGUGGGUGUGCUACUAUAUCAAAUUUAAUUUGUACAAAAUCAACAUCUCUGAUAACAUUAUUUUUCUGAUCUACUGCGUUUAGACUACCUUAGUAAAAGCUUGAUCUCCCUGUCUAUCUAAACACCGUUUCACUUACAGCAAGCUUCAGGUUAGCACUGAUUCUAUUAAUACCCAAGAAAUCCACAAGGUGUUAGUUGCACAUGAUUUUGUAUAAAAGGUGAACUGAGACUUGACUUAGUCUACAGCUUACCCUACACAAGACAGAAACAACCACAGUCCAGGAUGAAGUCAGUCCAGUUUUGCUUCCUUUUCUGUUGCUGGAAAGCAAUCUGCUGCCAAAGCUGUGAGCUAACCAACAUCACCAUUGCAGUGGAGAAAGAAGAGUGCCGUUUCUGCAUAAGCAUCAACACCACUUGGUGUGCAGGCUACUGCUACACCAGGGAUCUGGUAUAUAAGGACCCAGCCAGGACUAACAUCCAGAAAAUAUGCACUUUCAAGGAGCUAGUGUAUGAGACCGUGAGAGUGCCUGGCUGUGCUCACCACGCAGACUCCCUGUACACAUACCCAGUGGCUACUGAAUGUCACUGUGGCAAGUGUGACAGCGACAGCACAGACUGUACCGUGCAAGGGCUGGGGCCCAGCUACUGCUCCUUUAGUGAAAUGAAAGAAUAAAGGACAGUGGACAUUUACCCUUGUCCUGAAGGACCAAGACACACAAAAUACCUGUGUGUAUGCACCAUCCAGGCUGCAACACUGGGCCAAGGAUGUCAGACCCCACGGAUCCCUGCUGUCCUGGCAGAGGGGGAGGGCAAGCUCCAGGAACUGAGGGUCAGCCCUGUAUAUCUAGGUCUGAUUCCAUAUGUUUUAUUCAGUCUUAACUCACAGAUUUUGUGGGGGUUUUUCUCCUCAAUAAUCUUAGGCAGUUCCUUCCUUUUAGAGAGAGAUAAUAAAUCCAGAAGAGGGAAUGAUGAUGAAAAUGGGUAAAAAGAACCAACUGCCACACAGUCUUCUGCUGGACUUUGGGACCCUCAAGAACAAGGCCAGCAUAUUCUUUGUAGCCUCAAUGUCUAGUACUUGCUUGGAACCCAGUGAGAAACUAGACAAUAGCUUCCUGAAGGAAAGUAAUAAGAUCAGAAAAAGAAAGAGAUCAGAAAGUAGUAAGAUCAGAAAAGUAGGAAGAGGCUGCUUGAGGCAGGUUAAUGAAGCUGCCACCAGCAAUGCCAAUCCAUAGUAGUGGGGGUAUCAGUUGCACCUCAACUCUUUGGGGACACAUAGAGUAUUGAGAUGGGAUGUAUCUCUGAAUUGCUUAAUGCAGGUUGUGGGUAAGAGAGCUCUGGAUUUUAAUACAAUUACUACCAAGACCUUCAAUUAAGGGCACAAGCAAGAAAUAUUAAUUUGGGGUUGUGGAAAGUAGCACAUAUCUUUUCAUUACUUUAAAAAAAAAUGACCAAUUCUGCUAAGGUCCUACAAUACUCGGAGUUUUGGGUUAGGGGAAAAAAAAAAGAAACAAAAUGUAUCCCCCUUGCCCUUUGUAGGAUCCCCUCAUUUGAGGGGAGAAGGGAUUUGGAAUUUCAAGAACUGAAUAAAUAUAUUUAACUUAAGUACAAAUACAUUUGAAUAAAGAAAUGGCUCUUUGAGGAAGAAUUAGCCAUGUAGGGAGUAGGGGAAAGCUGUUUUCUAGGAGCAUCAUUUUGCCAGCCUUCUCUUUUGUCUAUUUAUUUUCUAUGAAAUCUAUGAUGUCUUUCAAGAGGGUUUAUAUUGAAACUUUCAUAAGUUGAUUUCUCCUAAAGAUGUCAUAACUCCCUCAGUUAUGUACUUGUUUCACACUCAUGUUUAAUUUAAUUAAACCUUUUUAAAAUAAAGAUGCUAGCUACAAGAA